Molecule: messenger RNA, 5781 nt
Organism: Cladocopium goreaui
Lineage: Eukaryota; Dinophyceae; Suessiales; Symbiodiniaceae
Source: the annotation of a GenBank genome assembly
AUGGCAGUAGCAUCCAACACACUGCUCAAAGCAAGAAAAGCAACCAGCACCAAGACUGCGAAAGAGGUUCGUUUAAGAAGUGCAGAGCUGAAUUUGCGAGUUCAGCAUCCGGCUCUGGAGCUGGAGGCACGCUUGUGGGAGCUCCGACUGGCACUGCUGGCGUUGGAAUCGCUUAGGGAGGGAAAGAUGGGAAAGGUGAGUCAUUUGAGGAAGGCACAGCAGCUACUGCUGCAGCAGAAGUUUCGCUUUGCAGCUUCCUCGUCCAAGGUGACCUCUGUGGACUUGGAUCUUAUCCUCCAAAGGUUGGAAGCGAUCGAAAGCGAAGCCAUUGAACCUGUUCCUUCACAGCCUACCACGGAACCCCAAGAAACAAAGGGUUUGUCCCCAAAAGCAGAAGCAAGUACCCUUCAGAGACCGAUGAUACCACCAGAUCGUGGUCAGAAAAAGAACAGCCAGGACAGCACUCCUCGUGUUGAUAGCAGAACCUCUACCUCUACCUACAAUCAACCAAGACAAAGCCAUGGCAAAGCAGAGGCUGAUGCAAGCAUCAAAGCCGCAGCGCUGCCACAAGAAGCUGACACCACAAGUCAGAAAAGAAAAAGCAGCAGCAAAGCAGCACCUGAAGCACCUGAACAGCAAGACCCUGGCACCGACAGAGAGGAAGUGCCGGAAGAGGUUGGCAUGACCAGUCCGAAGAGAGAAAGUAGCGGCAAAGAAGAGGCUGUUGGGAGCGCCAAAGCAAAGGCACUGCCACAAGAACCUGACACCACCAGUCAAAAAAGAAAUAGCAGCAGCAGAGCAGCACCUGAAGCACCUGAACAGCAAGAGGUUGGCAUGACCCGUCUGAAGAGAGAGAGCAGCGGCAAAGCAGAGGCUGAUGGGAGCGCCAAAGCGGAAGCGCUGCCACAAGAACCUGACACCACAAGUCAGAAAAGAAAGAGCAGCAGCAAAGCAGCACCUGAAGCACCUGAACAGCAAGACCCUGGCACUGACAGAGAGGAAGUGCUGCAAGAGGUUGGUGUGACCAGUCCGAAGAGAGAAAGCAGCGGCAAAGAAGAGACUGAUGCAAGCAUCAAAGCGGCAGCGCUGCCACAAGAAGCUGACACCACAAGUCAGAAAAGAAAAAGCAGCAGCAAAGCAGCACCUGAAGCACCUGAACAGCAAGACCCUGGCACCGACAGAGAGGAAGUGCAGCAAGAGGUUCUGGACCCCGAAGAUUGGGACAGUGCGAGGGAAGACUUGCCAGCUGGAUCGCUGCCAGAGGAAGUGAGAGAACAGCAUAGGUCAGACGAGGUGAAAGGAACUUGGCAGGUGCAAGACAGAAUGCUGCAGCCCAGCAGGGAAGAUGAAGACGAUGACAGCUCUUCAGAGGAUGAUGGCUUCUCCGCACAGGUGGUGAUUCAAUCCUGGAGCUGGUUCGCAUGGCAAAAACGCUUGGUAUUGGCUCGUCGUGUUGCUCGCUACAUGGCAAAGGUGCACAGCACACAGGACUUUGAGAGCCUUUUGCUCGCACUAUCGUGGUUUCAGCACUCGCGCAAAGACCCAACGCACAUGAACACGCGUGUGGUGCCUGCAGCCCGAAGUGAAGUUUUGUACACAGCAUCCUGGGCUCUUCGCUGGUUCCAACAUCACCGCUCGUUGACACGUGCUCGGCAAGCUGCACUGGCAGCUGCACGAAAACACCACGCUGUGGAGAACAACUCAAGUGCUCUGAGCCAUUUGAUUCACGCGGCUUACUGGGUGGUGCGCUGGUUCGAGAUCUACAGACAGGUCCACUUGGCCAGGAAGGCUGCACUCUACGUGGCCAGAACGCAACAUGCUGCAGCAAGACAGCCUGGUGGCAUCGUCAGCAAUUACUUGAUUUGCGCCACUUGGGCUCUUCGAUGGUUCGAACUGAACCGCCAGAGAUAUGACGUGUCACGCUUCUAUGAUUUUGCUGUUCGCCAAGCUCGUCACGUUUCUGCAGUGCAAGCAACUCCACUGGCCUUGCGCUGGUUUCACUGGCAAAGAGUGCAGUCGCAACGCAAGGGCGCAGCGGACAAAAUGGCACAAAAGAACAUGGCUAUGCGUGUGCUACAGGGUCCGAAAGCUUUGGCUACAGCGUGGUUUGACUACUUCCGACAAGUUCUAUCCUCCAGGCACCAAGCUGAAGGCGCAGAUGCUGCUGCACAGUCCAGGGAGAUUUGGACCGAUCGUUUGGACCGCACAAAGGUCCUGCGCCUUUGCGGCCGCUGGUUCCAGCGGCAGCAUCAAUUGCGGCUGGCUGAGCGUCUCCAGCAACGCCUGAAAGACAUUCCAUCCGCCGCAGGGGAGUGGAGUUUGCUAAGUAUUGUUUGGCACCAUUGGCGGUUGUCAUGCGCGUCCACCUUCAAGCGGCGGAAAGACCGGCAGAUGCGUUGGACGCAUUUGUUUGGAGCCAGUCUUUUGGCCGGAGGCGAAGUGUCAGUGCAGCUUUGCCUCCAGGGCUGGUAUCAAGAAGCGGUGAAGGGGAGCUGUUUGCGAAGGGCAUGGGAUACACUUUGCACAGACAGGUCGCUAUCGUUAACUAUGGAGCUGCUGAUGAAGACUUGGCAAGCAUGGACCUAUGAGAUGGCCAAAGGCAGAGCGUUUCGAGUAAUGGACGAAGCUAUCCUUUUGCGUGAUGAUGGCCUGGAGCUGUGUGCCCGUGUGGCGCAACGCAGAGAGGAGACUGGACCGCCCUGGGCCAUUUUGGCCAUUUGGUGGUUCUGGGCAGGCAGAUGUCGUGCUUCGCAGGGAACUCUCAACUCAUUGCAGGAGUUUGCUAUGAACACUGCGGAGUACAAGUCUCAACAGCUGGCUCACUGUACGGAAAUGCAAGCGCUUGCAGCGGAACGUACUCUGAUUCCAGUCUGUGUCUCUACAGCUUGGCUGGCCUGGGUGUUGCUGAAGGAGGAGGCAAGAGCAGCUCAGCGCGACAGAAGACUCGGGGAAGCCAUGAAACGACCAGAGAUGAUGAUGGCACGAUCUUCGGAAUUCUUGGGGCGACUGGAGCAAUGUUUAUACUUGCAGACCAGCAUCUCAGCCUGGCUCCGAUAUGUGGCUGUCAGUCAGAUGGAGCGCAAUCAGGGUGAGCUCCAACAAGCCAGGACCACUUACAAGAUCGCUUUGGAAGAGCACAACGCUGCUCUCGAUGUCUCAGGACUAAAAUACGAGGAGUCUUUGGAAAAAAAGACUUUGGAGCUCAAAGAAGCUGAACAAAGGUACACAGCUGCAACAGCAAGCCGACAAGCUGCUGGUGAAGCUUUGAAGCAAACAGUGGACCUUGCUGAAGAACACAGUUACAUCGAAGCUGAGGAGAGGUUUCAGAGUGAAGCGCAAAAAUACGAGGUAGCACUUGAAGCACAGGCAUUGCGCCUGCGUACGACAGAAGACCACUUAGCAGCAGAGAAGCAGGCAGCAGAAGAGACCGAAGCCUUGGUCAUGCAGCGCCACCAAGCUGCGUUACAAGCUUUGGAAACGAAGCAUCAGUUGGGGCUGAAACACGCAGAGCAAAAGAUACAGCGAGCUUUGGAGAAGCACCGUUCAGACAUAGAGAUGAGGUACACUGGGGAGGCUGACAAGAGACACCAAGCAGCAAUGGCAGAAGUUCAGCUGGUUCUGGAACGGCAAAGGUCGGAGAUGGAAAGCCUUGAAAGAAGGGAGGAAUUGCUAACUCAACAAGAACAGCUGGCCGCAGCGCGCUGGACCGCAGAAAUGGACGACCUUCGACACGCUGCCACCUUUCAACAAGAGAUCCACGCAAGGCAGCGGGAAGGCCAAUUGGAGGAGGCUGCAAAAAAUGCCCGGCUCACCACCAAGCACGAACUUAGCGAAGUUUUAAUGCAACGCGAGGUCAUGCAAGAGGCUGCAGAACUCGAGUGCCGGGCUCUCUUGCAGUCUGCAUCACAGCAAGAGGAGAUGUCUUCACAAAGUCGCCAGGCUGAGUUGCAAAACACCGAACAGAAGCAUCGCCUGGCUUUGAAGCUCUCGGAGCAGAAGAUUCAGAUGGCCUUAGACAAGCACCGUGCAGAGCUGGAAGCGAGGUAUGGGGACUUGCUACUGGAAAAGGCACAGGAAAACCUGGAGUUGGAGAUGAAGCAGCAAGAGAAGAGCGAAGAGAUGGCACAAAACUUCCAGAACGAAAUUGUGAAGCUGGAGGCAGCGGUCGAAGCCGGGCAGAUCAAGUACCAGCUAUCUGUCGAGAAGUACACCAACCUGUUGGAAGCUGUGCAGCAAAAGAAUGACCACGCAACCGAAAUCUUGCGGAAGGAGAUGGAAGAAAGACAUGUGACAGCUUUGGCAGAUGUGGACCACAAGUACAGCCAUGCCAUGGCUCAACGGGAGGCUGCCCUGCAAUCAGCAGAGGUGCGGCUGCAUCUUGCAGAGGAGAAGUUUCAGCACGAGGUAGUCAGUAUGCAAAGUACUCAUGAGUUCGCGCUUGACAAGCUAGAGUCUGACCUGGAGGAACGCCAUGUUGCAGCUUUGUCAUCAGCACAGCAGCAACAGGAGCUGUUGGAAGCGGCUGAGAAUUGGGCACGAGAGAAGCAUCAGAUCAGCGAGGAAGCUGCUGAGCGCAAGGAGCAGAACGCAGCGCAAAGGCUGACGAAGGAAUUGGAGACUCUGGAGAUGAAGCAUCAAUUAGCCAUCCAGCGGCAUGAGGAUGAGGUGGCGGAUUUGAAAUUCCAACAUGAUGUUCUUCUCAAGAGCCGAGAUGCUGCAAUCACAACAUUGUCGGCCAAACUGAAGCAGACCGAAGCAAGACAUGCAAAGGCCCUGGAAGCUGCCGAAGAAAAGUUUCGAAAGGCUUUUGACCGAGUCAAGCGAGCUGCGAUCGAAGAAGCCCGGCAGCAGAUCCUGGAGCACAGGCGGCAAUGCAAAGCCUGUCAGCAGGAGCCUUUGCCUCUUCCGCCACCACUGCCUGCUCUGCCAGCUGCGCCCCAGCCAGAGCCGGAACUGCAGCCACAGCUGACUCCGGCACGGAUGCGAGAGGUUGCUCCUUUGGACUUGCGCUAUGUGGAGUCAACCCUCGAGUCUUUGACGGUUCAUCGAAGCAAGGCUUGGUUGUGGGCCCAGGACCUCCAAAGAGUCGUGGACCAAGGCAUCGAGGGCAUUUUGGAGUUGCACCAGGCGAUGCUUUUGCUUCUUGAGCAAGCAGCUAGGCAUUCGCUCCUGCAGGGACAAGAGGACCCUCGUGCGGAGUCACGCAUUCUGUCGGUGAAGCACUUGGUGACUCGCGUCACCCAAGUGAACAAUGAACUGCAAGCGCUGAGAAGUGCACGUGCAGACUUUUGGUUCUUGCUGCACCAGACAUCAGAAGAAGCAGUUCAGUACUUGCGGCAGGCCAACUCACUGCCUGCACCUGGACCAGCCGUAGUGAAGCGCUUGGAUCAUGAGGUGGAGGAGCUGUGUAGCGAUCAGAAACGCAUGGCUGAAGCUUUCAGUGAAUUGGCCAUGCGCUUGAAGACGGCAGGCAAGAGCCUGGAUAGCCUCCAAGAGGCACGAGGGUCUCUGGCUGCCAACCCCUCAGAGGAGGCACAAGCUUUGGAUGCGGCAGGUGCCGAUGCCCAAGAUUUGCUUCAUGUCAGCGGUGAGGUGGUCAGCGCUUUGUUACGCGACCUUCGCGAUUUGUUCUACUUGGUGGAUGGGUCCAACCUUCGUCCUCGACUUCGCCCGCACCCAUCAAUGGGAGCUGAACAGAGCACUGCAAGGCCAUCGGUUCAUCCACUACUUGAAGGUCGAGACUCCCCGAAAGCUGGAACGCCAAGAGCUUCCGCCGGGUGA